Messenger RNA from Entrophospora sp. SA101, 630 nucleotides. The record is from the annotation of a GenBank genome assembly. Lineage: Eukaryota; Fungi; Glomeromycota; Glomeromycetes; Entrophosporales; Entrophosporaceae.
AUGCAACUUUUUUUUCCUCGACAAAAGCCAAAAACAAAUACUACAGAUGCAAUUGUUAAACUACGGGAUACUUUGCAAAUGUUGGAGAAGCGAGAGAAUCAUUUACAAAGUAAAAUUGAUUCUGAAUUAAAGAUAGCUAAAGUAAAUGCAACUUCCAACAAAAGAGCUGCGUUGAUGGCGCUUAAAAGAAAGAAACAAUAUGAAAGUCAAAUUGAAAAAAUAUCUGGAACACGUAUGACAAUGGAGACACAAAUGAUGGCAAUCGAGAGUGCAAGUGUAAACUUGGAAACUAUUAAAGCAAUGGAGAAAGGUGCUGAAGCGAUGAAGACUAUACAUGGAUCCAUGGAUAUAAAUAAAGUUGAUGAUACAAUGGAUUCUAUACGUGAACAAAUGGAUUUAGCUGAUGAGAUUUCAAAUGCAAUUUCUGCACCAAUGCUUGGUGCUGAUUUAAUAGAUGAUGAUGAACUCACAGCCGAAUUAGACGAAUUAGAACAAGAAGUCCUUGAUAGUCAAUUACUUGGAGCUGAAGCACCACCAUUCAUAGCACCUAAAGUACCAAAAACUGAAUUAGUGAUAGAAUCCGAGGAGGAUAAAGAAUUAGAAGAAUUAAGAGCAGCAAUGGCUUUAUAA